Capra hircus (goat) is the source of this 2872-nucleotide messenger RNA. It is a transcript of the gene DIPK1A, whose product is annotated as family with sequence similarity 69 member A. The coding region runs from base 564 to 1670 and encodes 368 amino acids. The record is from RefSeq and is a predicted model, not a curated record. NCBI's taxonomy places the organism in Eukaryota, Metazoa, Chordata, Mammalia, Artiodactyla, Bovidae. The transcript is spliced from 4 exons.
CUGAACCAGUGAUUCUCAAAAUGUGGUCUCUGAUUAGCAGCGGCACUAGUAUCACCUGGAGACUUGCUACAAAUGUAAAACUGCAGCCCCACCUAAAACCUAAUGAUUCAGAAACUCUGAGAGUGCACUCCAGCUCUCUGUUCUAACAAGAUGUUCAGGUGAGCUGAAGCUCCCUACAGGUUGAGAACUUAGCUCUAGGUGCCUCCCUAAAGACAACGGUAUGACUUCUACUGGUUCUUAUAACAUUCCCUCUCUGUGAAAGAGUAGGAAUAUCUUAUAUUUUAGCCAACGCACAUCUCUCAGUUUCACCAGUGAUAGCUCAUUUCUACCUUCACAUGCCGCAAGUUUCACUUGUAAAAUCCUAAUUUGCUAAUUAACCGUAUCGCAGCAGCAGCAGCAGAGAUGGACCAAUCUUUAUCAAGAUACAGAAAACAGAAGCCCUCACAGCCUCUGGAGCAUGGGCUUUCUUGCUGCCUUAUUAGAACACCAGUCAAGCACCUGUGCGUUCCUGACUGGGGUAUUAGAGGCGCCUGGACCAUCAACAGGCCCACAUAGCACACUGUAUGCUGCAGUGUGACAAAUACAAGACCGGAGUUAUUGAUGGGCCUGCAUGUAAUAGCCUUUGUGUUACAGAAACUCUUUACUUUGGAAAAUGUUUAUCCACCAAGCCCAACAAUCAGAUGUAUUUAGGGAUUUGGGAUAAUCUACCAGGUGUUGUGAAGUGUCAAAUGGAACAAGCACUUCAUCUUGAUUUUGGUACAGAAUUGGAACCAAGAAAAGAAAUAGUGCUAUUUGAUAAGCCAACUAGGGGAACUACUGUCCAGAAAUUCAAAGAGAUGGUCUACAGUCUCUUUAAGGCAAAGUUGGGUGACCAAGGGAACCUCUCUGAGCUGGUUAACCUCAUCUUGACAGUAGCUGAUGGAGACAAAGAUGGCCAGGUUUCCUUGGGGGAAGCGAAGUCAGCAUGGGCACUUCUUCAAUUAAAUGAAUUUCUUCUCAUGGUGAUACUUCAAGAUAAAGAACAUACCCCCAAAUUAAUGGGAUUCUGUGGUGAUCUCUAUGUGAUGGAAAGCGUCGAAUAUACCUCUCUUUAUGGAAUAAGCCUUCCCUGGGUCAUUGAACUUUUUAUACCAUCUGGGUUCAGAAGAAGCAUGGAUCAGUUGUUCACACCAUCAUGGCCUAGAAAGGCUAAAAUAGCCAUAGGACUUCUAGAAUUUGUGGAAGAUGUUUUCCAUGGCCCAUAUGGAAACUUCCUCAUGUGUGAUACUAGUGCCAAAAACCUAGGAUAUAAUGAUAAAUAUGACUUGAAAAUGGUGGACAUGAGAAAAAUUGUGCCAGAGACAAACCUGAAAGAACUUAUAAAGGAUCGUCACUGUGAGUCUGAUUUGGACUGUGUCUAUGGCACGGAUUGUCGAACUAGCUGUGACCAGAGUACAAUGAAAUGUACUUCAGAAGUGAUACAACCAAACUUGGCAAAAGCCUGUCAGUUACUCAAAGACUACCUACUGCGUGGUGCUCCAAGUGAAAUUCGCGAGGAAUUAGAAAAGCAGCUGUAUUCUUGUAUUGCUCUCAAAGUCACAGCAAAUCAAAUGGAAAUGGAACAUUCUUUGAUACUAAAUAACCUAAAAACAUUACUGUGGAAGAAAAUUUCCUACACAAAUGACUCUUAGUUCAUUUGGACAUUGUGACCAUUUUAAGAAACUUAGCACUUCAAAAGAAAACUAUUCAUCAUUUUUUCUACAUGGCUUGAUUCAAACCCUUGCGUUAACAAACUCCUUUCCCCUGGUCCUAAGGAAGCCAUCAUCUUAAAAUACAUGUUGAUUGCUGAAGGCAGGAGUUACAGGAUCAAAAGGUCCAAAAAUUUAUUCCUGUCCUUUUAGAAACUCUUGGUAAACUUCCUAGUACAUCUACCGUGUAACUAUUUUGACUAAUGACUUAAAAAAUAAUGCUGUGAAAAGCCUCAUUCCAUAAACAUCAACAGUGAAGAGUAUUUUGUAGAUUUGUUAGCCAAAUAUCAGUGCUGGAAAUUGUGUCUGCAUUGAAGCUGCUAUUUAAAAAAGAAAAUUUAUAAACUUACUAAUGUCUUAGCAUGGUAAAGUUUGCACAUUAACAGGAAUUAAGACUGCAAAGCAGGUAAAUUAAAAUUACUCCUUUAUAAACAGGUGUUGGGUUAAUAGCAUGGUUUCUUAUAUUAUACACUAAAAUCCAUUUAUGUAUGAAAUUUUACAUCGCUUCAGAAUGUUGAGUGGCCCUUCCCCACUUGAAACCCAUCAGGAAGAUUCUUUCUGGCAUCUUAUGGAACUAACUGCCAAUUUCAGAGGCUGAAUAUGGAUGAGCUUUCAUCAUCCUAGAUUUAAAGCAUCUGUAUCUUAGUAACCAGCCACUGGUCCUUCAAAGGCCCAUCUUUAGGCCACAGACCCAACAGUUCCACAUAUCUUGAAUCUGAGCUAUUCAGAGUGGGACUCUGAAAUCAUACAACUUCCUAUUAAUAACUAUUUUCAAACAUUAUUCCCUGUUGGCCAAAGGGCUGUUUCUUAAGAGGCAUGUAAAUUUACCCACCUAAUGCUUUGUCAUGUAAAUUUGACAUACAAGGGUUGAUAUGUGCUCCUCUCUUGUUUAUUCAGAUCUGGCAUGUGCCUUUCAACUCUAUAAAAUGAAACAGCUCAUGUGAGAAAGACCCAGUAUUUUCUGCUCAAAGCUUCACCUGGUUAAAAUGAACAUGUUAAAAUUAUAUGACCUUCAUGGGACAAUUUCCUCUGAAAAAUUAAAGCCAGGAAUUAGUAUCAGUUUUUCUUACUUUAAAAUUGUAAACUUUGAAGGUACUUUUUCUUCCCACUUAUCAUGUGGUUACAAUAAAUGAAUUGAAGAAAUA